AUGGAAGCAAUAAUCAGGUUCAUUCAGAUUGAGGACGAUCAAGUUCGCGUCUCAGUUAGCCCCACGGACGAACAAGUUUUGUCUCCUGAUCCAGAUGCAGAUUCUGGGAAUGGUUCAAGUAGUUAUGAUGAAUCUCAUAGUUUGAAAUUGAGACAAGGGAGACGUAAAAGUUCAACCAAGAUCAGAAGACUUAACUGGCAGUCUGCUGUACCUCAAUUGAUUCCGGGGCCUCAGCAAUGCCCUGAUGCAAUUGAUUCCUAUAAGGAGUAUUUGUCUGGAAAAGGUACUGCUCCAAAAGGUACUGCUCCUAAUGGGCUCUCAUUAGAUGUUAGCAAACAUCUACUGAAAUGCUAUAUUUCCCCCAAUGGGAAAACUUUUCAUUCACUUCCUGAGGUUUUCAAGAAGUUCCACAGUGACUUUGAGUUGGAACCCACAUCGCACGUUACUAUGCACCCAAACUACAAAAUUGCAAGCUACAUGAGUUCAUAUGAAGAAACACCCUCACCUCCUGGGAAAUCCCAAGCUUCCAGAAACUUGUUCAAAUUGCCGUGCAUUACUGAUGAGAAGUUUGAAAUAGAAUCUAAAUAUUGUCCCAAAGCAGUGCGGGAUUAUUGCUCAUUAGCUUCAAAGUCUGCAGAAGGCAAAUUGAAAGGCAUGGAAGCAAGGAAACACUUGUCUGCACUUGGAUGGUCUUUUUAUCACCACAAUAAAGGACCAUACGGCUGGGAAAUACGUUAUAGGUCACCUACUGGAAAAAUGUUUUACUCUCUUCUUUCAGCCUGUAGAUGGUGUGUAAAAGCUGGUGCACUUACUUCCACUGACCCCUCUCGUGCCAUGGGAAGAGUCAUAAAUAGAGAUUUCAUCAACAAUUAUGAUGGCGAUUUAUCGACAAGUAAAUCACAUCUUCCGCGAAUGGCGGAUGAUUCCACUGUAAGUACGCAGUUAAAUGACAUGCCAAUGUCUGAGGGAAUGUCGAGGAAGAAGAGGAGAAAGCUCGAAUCAGAUUGUCUUGAAGUUUCACUUGCAUCACCCAAGAGAGGAAGGAAAUCUAAUGCAUCAAUGAGUCUGAGAGGAGAUUUAAAUGCUGAUUCUUUAACCCCAGUGAGGCAAUCUAGUAAAAGGUUGCUGCGGGGGAAUUUUCACACUUGUAACUUUGAAGCACAUGUUGGCAGUUCUGAUCGUAGACCUUCCGCAAAUAUAUAUUUGGAGGAUGGUAUGUCUUUGCUUGAGUGCCAGUUGCAACUGAAACUACGUUAUAUCAGUCGAAAUUCAAGGUUAGAACGUCAACCGAAGGCUGCCCAACAUCAUAGAAAAAGUGACGACAUAUGUUCUGUCUGUCACUACGGAGGUGAUUUACUUUUGUGUGACCUGUGUCCAUCCUCGUUUCAUACUCAGUGCGUUGGUUUAAAGGAGGUUCCGGAGGGUGAUUGGUUCUGCCCGUCCUGCUGUUGUCAGAUUUGCAACAAGAGCAGAUCUGAUUCAGGAAAUAAACUAGCCAAAGACACUUCGUUUUUGACCUGUUGUCAGUGUGAGCGACGAUAUCACGCUGAAUGCCUCACAAAUGAAGGAGAUACACAAUGUCGUUCAAAAGGUGACUUGUUCUGCCAAGAUACAUGUCGACAGAUAUUUGAUGGUCUGAACGGGAUUCUGGGGAAAAAGAUUCCUGUGGGAACUGAAAAUAUGACUUGGACUUUAGUGAAGUACAUGGAAUCAAAUAUUUCUAAGAAUGUUGCAACAUAUGAUGAUGAGAGUUCGGUGGAGAAUUACAGCAAGCUUAAUUGCCCUCAGCGUGAUGCAUGA
Salvia splendens (bonfire salvia) is the source of this 1800-nucleotide messenger RNA. RefSeq lists its product as uncharacterized. Gene Ontology annotation, biological process: negative regulation of DNA-templated transcription; regulation of transcription by RNA polymerase II. Bases 1 to 1800 code for a protein of 599 amino acids. Gene Ontology annotation, molecular function: transcription corepressor activity. Gene Ontology annotation, cellular component: nucleus. NCBI's taxonomy places the organism in Eukaryota, Viridiplantae, Streptophyta, Magnoliopsida, Lamiales, Lamiaceae. The record is from RefSeq and is a predicted model, not a curated record. The transcript has 7 exons.